AUGUUGCAGAAUCCCGUCACCUCCACGCCCUUCUUGGUCAACGACAUCCUGAGACAAGAGCGCGAACAGAUUGGCCUCGAGGCCUUGCAAUUUCAGGCGGCAGGGAGGAGCCGGGAAAGCUCUCGGUAUCUGCUACUGGUCCCAGAACCGCGAAAGUCGGAGGUUUACAACACCGGUAGCUGUGGCGGCGCCGAGAGAAGGGAGAACGGGUCGGAACCUCCUGGGGAUUCCAGCGAGCUGGUCACAGAGAUGGACACGGAACCGGUGGAGCCCUGCCUCCGCGCAGCCUCGCCUUUCCGCGGCGAGACCCGCGGGCCAGAGCGCUGCGCGGGCAGCAGCGGCGACGGGACGCUCAUCGAACGCGCGGAGGAGCCGAAGGCGCGGCAGCGGCGGCGGCCGCGCGUGCUCUUCUCGCAGGCGCAGGUCCUGGCGCUGGAGCGGCGCUUCAAGCAGCAGCGGUACCUGUCGGCGCCGGAGCGCGAGCACCUGGCCAGCGCGCUGCAGCUCACCUCUACGCAGGUCAAGAUCUGGUUCCAGAACCGGCGCUACAAGUGCAAGAGACAGCGCCAGGACAAGUCCUUAGAGCUGGCAGGCCACCCCCUGGCGCCGCGCCGGGUGGCGGUGCCCGUGCUGGUGCGGGACGGCAAGCCCUGCCUGGGCCCGGGCGCGCCGGCCUUCCCGGGUCCCUACGGCGCCGCCGCCGCUCCCUAUUCCUGCUACGGCAGCUACGCGGGCGCUCCCUACGUAGCGGGAUACAGCGGAGGCUACGCGGGCGCGCCCCCGGGUCCCGCACCUCCCGCGCCCCUGGCCAGCCUGGGCCUUGGUGGGGGUGGCCCGAGCCUCAGCGCGCAGGGCCAUCUGCCCGCCACGCUGCAGGGUGUCCCUGCCUGGUGA
This is a messenger RNA of Molossus molossus (Pallas's mastiff bat), 894 nucleotides long. It is a transcript of the gene NKX2-6, whose product is annotated as NK2 homeobox 6. Gene Ontology annotation, biological process: cell differentiation; regulation of transcription by RNA polymerase II. The transcript has 2 exons. The record is from RefSeq and is a predicted model, not a curated record. Lineage: Eukaryota; Metazoa; Chordata; Mammalia; Chiroptera; Molossidae. Gene Ontology annotation, cellular component: nucleus. The coding region runs from base 1 to 894 and encodes 297 amino acids. Gene Ontology annotation, molecular function: DNA-binding transcription factor activity, RNA polymerase II-specific; RNA polymerase II cis-regulatory region sequence-specific DNA binding.